Molecule: messenger RNA, 1994 nt
Organism: Phalaenopsis equestris
Lineage: Eukaryota; Viridiplantae; Streptophyta; Magnoliopsida; Asparagales; Orchidaceae
Product: protein trichome birefringence-like 16
Exons: 5
Coding region: 212-1630 (472 amino acids)
Biological process (GO): plant-type secondary cell wall biogenesis; xylan biosynthetic process; xyloglucan metabolic process
Cellular component (GO): Golgi apparatus
Molecular function (GO): acetyltransferase activity
Source: RefSeq, a predicted model, not a curated record
UCGCGGCAAUAAUUCUGUCCGCCUCACAGGUGCCGGCCACCGCCACGCCUGCUCGGAAGGGUUCAGGUCUCGUUCUACGGCCGGAGGCGGCUCGUUCGAGGGGAAUCGGACCGAGCUAGUUAAUAUCUUAUGGUGGUAACUUAGAGGUGCAUUUUCUGACGCUAAUCGGCUUCCAUGAAGACAUAGAAGAGGUUUUAACAUUUAUGAAAAGAUGAAAGGGGCAAGUUUAAACAAGCUGAGAGGCGCAAAACUUUCAAUUUCUUUCAUAGCUUUAAUUUGCACGUCUCUUCUUAUUUGGGCAUGGGAGCCUCUUUUAGCGUCUGUUUUGCCACUUUCAGAUCACUUUGAUGUCCGCUUGGGUAAUUUCUAUCCAGGUCAGCAACAACCCACAGAGGAUGAUUUUCUCAAAGCAGAGCGACAUGCUGUACCUGUUACUGAAGGGAUGCAGUAUAUUGGUGAGAAUGCAGAUGCAAAUAUGGCUCAUGAUUUGGUCAAUGAGCUAUCGGAGCAUGGCAUUUCUCCUCCUUCGGGUACCCUGAGAUUGAAGUCAGGUACAGAUCCUGAUGGUGACAGACAUUCGGAUGCAGCAUCUGAUAAAAAGAAAGACUGUAAUUAUGCCAGGGGAAAAUGGGCUGUGGACAAACGGCGACCAUUGUAUUCAGGUUUCGGUUGCAAGCAAUGGCUCUCUGAAAUGUGGGCUUGUAGACUGACCAAACGAACAGACUUUUCCUUUGAAGCUUAUAGAUGGCUACCAGAAAAUUGUGAAAUGCCAGAAUUUGAGGGAUCUGCUUUCUUGAAACGGAUGCGACAUAAAACUCUUGCCUUUGUGGGGGAUUCCUUAGGAAGACAGCAAUUCCAAUCCAUGAUGUGCAUGAUCACUGGUGGCAGAGAAACCUCUGAUGUGGAAGAUGUUGGAAGAUCUUAUGGGCUUGUUAAAGCCCGUGGUGCUGUAAGACCUGAUGGUUGGGCUUACCGCUUUCCUAGAACAAACACAACCAUUCUCUACUACUGGUCAGCAAGCCUGUGCGAGUUGGAGCCUCUAAACCGAUCCGAUGCAGAUACCCAUUACGCCAUGCAUCUCGAUCGCCCUGCUUUUUUCUUAAAGCAUUUUCUUCAUCGUUUUAAUGUUUUGGUGCUUAACACUGGGCAUCAUUGGAACAGGGGGAAGCUUAGAGCUAACAAAUGGGAAAUGUAUGUUGGUGGGAAGCCAGUUGUGGAUAGGAAACUUGCACAGAUAGCAAAUGCCAGGAAUUUUACCGUUUACAGUGUUGUGAAAUGGUUGGAUUCACAGCUUCCCCUUCAUCCAGGACUGAAAGGUUUCUAUAGAUCAAUUUCUCCAAGGCAUUUUGUCAAUGGAGAUUGGAAUACUGGUGGCAGCUGUGAUCAUACUACUCCAUUAGGCGGCGGAAGUGAGGUUACUCAAGUUCAUUCGAGUGAUACUGUCGCCGAGGGUGCUGUGAUGAGAACGAAGGUUAAGCUUUUGGAUAUUACCGCUUUAUCACAGUUGAGAGAUGAAUGCCACAUAUCGAAGUAUAGUGUCAAAGCUUCUACCGGCGCACAUGAUUGCUUGCAUUGGUGCUUACCGGGUGUUCCUGAUGCGUGGAACGAGUUGCUUUAUGCACAAAUAUAAAGCAUCAUUCUAACAUGAAGAAGUAUAUUAGUUCAGAAGAUGAGGAGAUAUCUAGAUUCUGUGAUUGUCUCUCCCAUUGUUGCUUCAAGUUAUGAAAUGAUAGCAAGCUCAGCUGCAAUCUCGUGUUUGGCUGGCUUUUUUUUUGGAAGAGAGCAGAAGCCAGUGUCUGUAGAGUAACGAUAUUCGGCGGGAUAGAUUCAUAAAGAAAGUUUUGAUUUGUGAUAAAACAUGUUAUUACAAGUGCUCUCAUUCUUCGUCCGCAGGUUUAUGUGGAUUACUCAUUUUAAAUUUGUUUUGAAUGUGUUAGUAUGUUAAAUUUAUAAUAUUAACAAUUCAGGCUGGUAGAAAUGAAAUAAUUUUUCAA